Molecule: messenger RNA, 1858 nt
Organism: Neltuma alba
Lineage: Eukaryota; Viridiplantae; Streptophyta; Magnoliopsida; Fabales; Fabaceae
Product: probable inactive poly [ADP-ribose] polymerase SRO3
Molecular function (GO): NAD+ poly-ADP-ribosyltransferase activity
Source: RefSeq, a predicted model, not a curated record
GCCAUUAAUCUGAUCCUUUGAUUCUAUCCGUUGCGUUGAGGACUUGAGAUAGUUGUUUCAAUUUCCAGAGCAACGUAGAAUCCGUGGCCUCCAGACAAUGAACCAGACGAAAAUGGCUGAAUCGGUUACGGUAAGGGUUCCAUUGAAUUCGUCUUUGUCGUCUUUGCUGACUGAGAAGGCAAACCCUGUGGUCCGAUGCAGCCGCCUCUCUGAUUCUUCUUGUGCCCGGUUGAUGAUUCACAACCACAGCAGUUUCAAGCGCAGUGCUGCGCCUGACCGCUUCAUGUUCUACCGUGGAGGGUCCUGGGUUGAUUUUCAGAGCCAAGUGCUUGAGCCUUUGCGAGCUGGGUUCCUGGCGGGAAAGCCUUUACUGGAGGUGAUCAUUGGAGGGUCCAAGUAUGUAUUUGACUUUCUGCGGAUGGUGCAGAUUGAUUUUGGAUCCGGGAGUCAGAGAUCUAUUGCCUGGAUCGAUGAAGAUGGUAAACCGUUCUUUCCCCAUAUCUUUGUUGAUGAGUAUUUUAUGGAUGGAUUGGAGAAUUCAGGAAUUCCCAAAAUUGAGGUUGAAAUUCGGAUUGAUGGGAUUUCGGGCAAGAGAAAGUUAGAUGAUUUAGAUUUAGGUGGUGAUGGGACAAGCAGCGAGGUGGGUUCAUCGGUCAAGAUUAACAAGCAAGAAGAUGAAAGUCAAGUACUUGGUUUCAAGCGGCAGAGGCUUACCUCUUUGGGUUUGGAAACUUCUAAAUGGCCCAAUGCAAAAUUGCUUAGUGAGAAAGAAAACGCGUAUUCAUUCGUGAGUUUCAUAUUUCUCUCCGAGAUGUCCAAAGCUUUUCGGGGAGUCACUAUUUCUUCAAUUCAUCAAUUUGAAUUCUUGGGGCCACUUGAGAAAGACCGUAGCGAAAUUUUUGAGAGGCAUAACAAAAGUAAAGAAGCUACUCGAGGUGUGUCCAAUGCAGUAUAUGCUUGGUAUGCAGCAUCAGCAGAAACAGUGGCGGCCAUUUUAGCUCAUGGAUUUGUAUUGUCUGAGAAAGCUAUGUACCCUGCUUAUGGAAUUGGUAUACAUUUGUCUCCUUUAGGCUUACCUCAACUAAGUGCUAUGCGAGCUGAAGUGGAUAAUAACGGUGAAAAACAUAUUAUACUUUGUCGUGUUAUCUUGGGAAAGAUCGAAAAAGUGACUGCUGGGUCUCAACAGUGUCGCCCUUCCAGUGUGGAGUAUGAUACAGGAGCUGACGAUCCUUUAAAUCCUAAGUGGUAUGUAUUGUGGAGCAGUAACAUGAACAGCCAUAUACUUCCAGAGUAUGUCAUUAGCUUCAAAUCCUCUGCUUAUUUGCCAGGUCAAUUGGGAGCAAAGAAUACGCUUGUCAAUUUAUUGAGGAAGAUGAAUGGUCGUAUUCCUUCCCUCAAACUCAAGGAAAUUAUUACUCUAUAUCGUUCUGCAUUGGCUGGAAAGCUGGCCAAAGAAAUUUUCUUAGGACAGUUGCGGGCCAUCGUUGGUGACGAAUUGCUUAUCUCCAUAUUUCAUGAGAUGCGGUGUUCAGGAUGAGGUUCUUCCAAGAUUUUGUUCCUUUGAGAAGCCGUUUAGAUUGUAGAAUGAAUAGAGCCCAUAUGAUGGAUAAAUCACAUGUGUUAGUUUACUUUUAGGAUAAACAGAGAAAAGGUUAAACUAGAUGUUAGCUUACUAUUAAGAGUAGAGGAAAAUAAAAUAAAUCAGUUAAAGAAUAAGAACACAGAAUAUUUAUUUUAAUAAUGUUUUCUUGCUAAGAUGUGGCAAAUAGCAAUUAUGUUGUAAUUCCAGCGGGAACUGAAAAGUGUUGAUAUUUUGGCCUUGCUUAUUUUGAUUCAGUAUUGCCUUCAAAUAUUCCCU